GAAUAAAAUUUGGUUUAAAAUUCCAAAAUUCUCUCAAAUCUUUAAUAUAUAUUUUCCAAUAACAAAAGAUAUAUAUCUCCUCAAAUUUUCUAGGGAAUACAGUAUUUGUGUGUUUGAGACAGAUUUUUGCAGAUUCUCUCGUUCUGCAUUCUCUGUUCUUCUUCUGAUGUAUCCAUCAAUCGAAGACGAUGAUGAUCUUCUCGCUGCUCUUUGUUUUGAUCAAAGGUUUGAUUUUUAUUGUUGAAUUGUGUUGUAUUGUGCCUUUUGUUAUUUGGGUUUCUUAACAAUUCCAAAUUUCAAUCCAAUUUUAGCAAAAGUUUCGAUUUUGAAUAUGAAAAGUUUUUCUAGCGGUCGUUAUUGUUGUUGAUGGAGAUUGUUGUUACCUUGAUUCUGUAGCAAUGGAGUAGAAGAUCCUUAUGGAUAUAUGCAAACAAAUGAAGAUAACAUAUUUCAGGAUUUUGGGUCUUGUGGUGUGAAUCUGAUGCAGCCACAACAAGAACAAUUUGAUUCUUUUAAUGGAAAUCUUGAGCAAGUUUGUAGUAGCUUUAGAGGAGGAAACAAUGGAGUUGUUUAUAGUAGUAGCAUUGGAUCAGCACAAUUGGAUUUGGCUGCAUCGUUUAGUGGAGUUUUGCAGCAAGAGACACAUCAAGUCUGUGGCUUUAGAGGACAAAACGACGAUUCUGCAGUGCCUCAUUUGCAGCAGCAACAAGGACAGGUGUUUAGUGGUGUAGUGGAAAUCAAUUCUUCGUCAUCUGUUGGAGCUGUUAAGGAAGAGUUUGAGGAAGAAUGUUCGGGGAAGAGGAGACGAACUGGAUCAUGUAGCAAGCCAGGAACCAAAGCCUGUCGCGAGAAACUAAGAAGGGAAAAGCUAAAUGACAAGUUCAUGGACUUGAGCUCUGUUUUAGAGCCUGGCAGGACUCCAAAGACGGAUAAAUCAGCUAUACUCGACGAUGCAAUCCGGGUUGUGAAUCAGCUUAGAGGUGAAGCUCAUGAGCUUCAAGAAACCAACCAAAAGCUUCUAGAAGAGAUCAAGAGUCUAAAGGCGGAUAAAAACGAGCUACGAGAGGAAAAGCUGGUGUUGAAGGCGGAGAAGGAGAAGAUGGAGCAACAGUUAAAAUCUAUGGUGGUUCCAUCACCAGGUUUCAUGCCCUCCCAGCAUCCAGCAGCUUUCCAUUCCCAUAAGAUGGCGGUGGCUUACCCUUACGGCUACUAUCCUCCAAACAUGCCAAUGUGGUCACCCUUACCUCCUGCUGACCGUGAUACGUCUCGUGAUCUCAAAAAUCUUCCUCCUGUUGCUUAAUCUUCUUCAUGUUGAUUCAUCAUUGAUCAUUGUUAUCAAUCCCUUAGGAAUUUUUGUUCCUUCAGAUGAUUCUUUAAUCAGUAGUUUUGCAGUAACCAUUUGGAGAUUAGAGAAUUUUAUGAUUUGAAUAAAAUGUCAGUUUCCUGGUGGAAAUAGAUUAAUUCGAAAAUGUAUGACACCAGAUGUAGAAGAAAUAAAAAAAUGAAGGAGUAUUUUGU
Molecule: messenger RNA, 1518 nt
Organism: Arabidopsis thaliana (thale cress)
Lineage: Eukaryota; Viridiplantae; Streptophyta; Magnoliopsida; Brassicales; Brassicaceae
Gene: bHLH34
Product: basic helix-loop-helix (bHLH) DNA-binding superfamily protein
Exons: 4
Coding region: 425-1300 (291 amino acids)
Biological process (GO): regulation of DNA-templated transcription; intracellular iron ion homeostasis; chemical homeostasis
Cellular component (GO): nucleus
Molecular function (GO): protein dimerization activity; DNA-binding transcription factor activity
Source: RefSeq, marked reviewed